AUGCGAUGCGCGAGCAAGGCCGCCGAGAGCGCGUCUGCACGUCUCUGUGCGGACGCCGAAGCAGAAACAACAGCAACUGAUGUCUCAUCGGUUGCUGAAGCGACCCAGCCUGUGUCACUUGGUGAUGCAGGCGCUGGUCAUGAAGACACUCGUGUCUUCACAGAGUACGAGCUCGGUGUCUCGUACUCUCCUGAUACGGAUGACGGAUCCGUAUCGACGGCGAAUGAAUCUAAGCCGCCUGCCAAGCGUGGCAUGGACGAUGCUUUGCGUCGCAGCAUCUUUAAUUCAUCUGAUGAAUCAGAUGAACCAUCGCCGAAGCGAAGGCGCUCGAGGUCGCGAGACUCGGGCGCUAAUAGUGGUAUCGGUUCUCCUAUGGACACCACUUCACAGCGAGGUGCCAGUACUUCUGUCGGCACGUCGCAGGAAGAGCGGGACCGCAAUGUGUUGCGUCUCGCUCCUGAAAAGAAGGCAUGGAUGCCUCCAAAAUCCGUCAUGGAUCACUUGUCGGCGACGACGAGUGAUCGUUAUCGAACACGAUUGUUCGAUUCGUCAAGGAUCCAUCACCUUGACCCCAGCGCGAAAAACUAUCGCGCGGAACAUGAAUUCUUCAUCGAUGCUUUCUUCAGACAUCGAUGGUACAGUGGGAACCACAAGCGUGAUGGUCCCUCACUACUUCAAGAGUGGAACGCCUACAUCCAUAACCUUGAGGAUGUAGGUCGUGACGCUUGGAACGACAAACUUAUCAAAGCUCGUGAUAAGUUUGAAAAGCGAACCCCGACAGGUGCACGCUACAAGCUGCAUCGUCUGUCAAGGGAGAAGGGAUUACCCUGCCUCUCAUGGGGAGACUCGUGA
This is a messenger RNA of Peronospora matthiolae, 852 nucleotides long. NCBI's taxonomy places the organism in Eukaryota, Oomycota, Peronosporomycetes, Peronosporales, Peronosporaceae. The record is from the annotation of a GenBank genome assembly.